CCGGUCACCCCCUGCCCCUCCGUUUGCCGCUGUGCCGGAGGCCGAGUGUACUGCAACGACCGCGGCCUGACGUCCAUCCCGGAGGGUGUCCCUGCGGGUGUCACGACCCUGUUCCUGCAGAACAACCGCAUCGGUGACGCCGGGAUCCCGGCGCGCCUGGCGCGGCUGUCGGCGCUCAAGGUGCUCUACCUGUACGCCAAUGCCUUGGAACACCUCCCGGCGCACCUCCCGCCGGCGCUGCGGGAGCUACACCUGCAGGACAACAACGUGCGCGGGUUGUGCCGGCGGGCGCUGGCGCGGGCGCCGCUGCUCGAGCGCCUACACCUGGACGACAACUCGGUGUCGGCGGCCGCCAUCGAGGAGGACGCGUUCGCCGACAACAGUCGCCUGCGUCUGCUCUUCCUGUCCCGCAACCACCUCAGCAGUGUCCCACCGGGGCUACCGCCGGCGCUGGAGGAGCUGCGCCUCGACGACAACCGCAUCCACACCAUCCCCUUGCGCGCCUUCGAGGGGUUACCGGCGCUGCGGCGGCUGGUGUUGGAUGGCAACCUCCUGGCCAACCAGCGCAUGGCCGACGACACCUUCAGCCGCUUGGGCAACCUCAGUGAGCUGUCAUUGGGCCGUAACGCACUGGCCGCACCACCGGCCAACCUACCGCGCGCCCGCCUGCGCCGCCUGUCGCUGGCGGCCAACGCCAUCAACCACGUGCCGCCCGGCGCGUUGGCGCGUAUGGCGGCGCUGGAGCGCCUGGACCUGUCGGACAACAACCUGACCACGUUACCGCGAGGGUUGUUCGACGACCUGGGCAGCCUGAGUCACCUGGGGCUGCGCAACAACCCCUGGUUCUGCGGUUGUAACCUGCGGUGGUUACGGGACUGGUUACGGCGACAGGCACCCAACGGCCUCGAGGUCAAGGGGUUGUUGUGCCAAGCGCCGGCGCGGUUACGGGGGCUACCGGUGGGGGAGCUGCGGGGGGAGAUGGAUGCGUGCGACCCCCCCGGGCACGGUGUUGGCAAUGGGGUGUCCGGUGUUACCGGUGCCCCCCCCGCGGCUGUGGCAUCGUCCGCUGCCGGUGUGGGGGGGGGGUUAUGGGUCCAAGGGGCUCCGGGGGGGGGGUUGAGGAUCCGGUGGCCUCCGGCCCCCCCCGGAGCCUCCCUACGGUUGAGUUGGUACCGUCCGGGUUUGGGGUCGGUAACGGAGACGUUGGUGCGGGGGGAGCGGGGGGAGUACGUGGUGACGUCACUGCAGCCGCGUGCGCCGUACCGGGUGUGCCUGGCCACGCUCGACCCCGCCCCCCCCGGCGGCACCGGAGCCACGUUGUGUGCCCAGGCACGGGCGGGGGCGGAGCCAGCCCCGGGGGCGCCCAGCGCCGGCCGGCUCGGCCAAUCAGCGCCCGGGGAAGUGGGAGGGCGGGCCUUACCGCCGGCUUCCGGCGGAGGUCGGGGAGGCGGGCCCUAUUCCCCCCGCCCCCCCCCCUUUUUGGCCAAUGGGGAAGAGGAACCGCUGCGGGCAGCCAAUGGGAGCGCCCGAGCGGGGGCGGGCGGGCGGGGCCGGCAGCCAAUGGGGCGCGAGGUGGGCGGGGCCUCGGGGUUCUAG
Messenger RNA from Melopsittacus undulatus (budgerigar), 1596 nucleotides. Its product is annotated as leucine-rich repeat transmembrane protein FLRT1-like. NCBI's taxonomy places the organism in Eukaryota, Metazoa, Chordata, Aves, Psittaciformes, Psittaculidae. The annotation marks the transcript as partial. The transcript has 2 exons. Gene Ontology annotation, molecular function: protein binding. The record is from RefSeq and is a predicted model, not a curated record.